AGUUGCAGAAGUCAUCUCCAGGCAAGCUCUGCAAGGAAAUCUCAUAAGGACAGAUUUUAGAUCACCUUUUAAAUUGAAUUAAUGUGUUUGAAUAUAGUAUUAAGUGGUUUCAUAUUUGGGAAGAUAAUUUGGUUUGGUUAGGCGGUUUUGCCUUUCUUAAUUGUUUAAAACGCUCGAACUUGCAUGCAGAUGCCAAAAACAUUGAAACACAAACUCGCGUCUAUAAAAUGUUUUGCAUGAGUUUAAACCAACAGAUUGGAAAAACGCAAACUAAUAACGUACGUUAAAACGUAUGGAUUUGUGAUGCAUCCUGAAACUAAGUUACUGAAUUCUGAAAGCUACAUGUUUUCUUAGCUUUAUUUAAGAAAAUCUUAUUGACACUAAAGAUUUUAAAAUAGUUAAAUAUCGGAUACAUGAAGACAAUUUAAAGACUCAGAGGAGAUUUCUUUACAGCUAUGUUGUUCUUUACGGCGUGUAAUUUUACUAGUAUUUUAAUUGUUUUUUUUAUUAACAAAUACUGAAUGUUGAAUAUAACUUUUAGGUUUUCUAUCCUCGGCCUGGGCUGUGCUUCUUCUAAAUGAAGUCAAACCUAAAAAUAAGCCGAACAUGACCUUGAAUUUGUUCUUUCAUUUUAGAUAAGAGGAAACAGUCACUAUUCCCCAAACUGUUUUUGUGUUCAGAUGAUUUAUAUAAAUGCGACUAAAAAAAUUAAAAAAACUGAGUGUACUAUUCUGUUUCAAUGUAGUGUAUCUAUUCAUGGGAAAACUGGAUUAUUGAUGCUGUUGUUUUAAUUACAGAUUUUCCAUUAUUUUAUUUCCACAAACGUUUAAUAGCAUGAUGUACAUAGCAACAGCAGACACAGUUUUCGCAUGAAAAGUUAUUUGUUGGAGGCAUGCUGUUCUGCUUUUGUGAUAAUCCAGAAACUACUUCGGAACAGGUAUUUUAAAUGAGUUGUUCUCAAAUAAUGAAGGAUGCUGUGCUACGUUCUUAUAAUAGUGAUGGAAUGGCUCUUUCCUGCAAGCCGUCUGGCACUUUUGAUUUGACAGAGGCUAAUAACUCUACUACUGGAAAUACAAUGUAAUUUUUUUAAAAUCUAUAAUUAAAAGGAUGAUUGAUAAUUGAGUUUUUACAGCUUUGAUAGCACUUCUUGGCAGUACAUCUGUAGUCUAUACUAUUUUAACAGAGUGUUCUGGAUUGUUAACAGGUAAUAUUCUUUUAAAGCAAUGGAGAACAUUGACAAAAUGGAUGAAGAUCAGCUUACAGAGUAUGCAAUCCAUCUGGAAUCAGUCAGUCAUGAAAACCAAAGGAUUAUGGAAGCGAUCCGGCAUGGUGAAAUAUUUCUCCUCCAGCAGCUUGCUAAGGUUAAGUCUGCCUUCCAUGAGACAGAUGAAAGAAGAUGGUUUCCCUUUCAUGAAGCUGUAGUCCAGCCUAUACUACAAAUCCUAGAGAUUGUCCUGGAUGCUUCCUGCGAGGUAUCUUUGGAGGAGACAACACUGGAUGGAGAGACAGCUUUGACUCUGGCAGUUCAGGCUGGUCAUGUGCAGAAUGUGAGGGCUCUCCUGGAAAAGGGGGCUUCCCCUCACAACGCCAACAGGAAGAAUGAGACUCCUCUCUUGCUUGCUGUGAGGAGUGGGUCACGUGAAAUGGUAUCCACUCUUAUCAAGAAUGGAGCUUUCGUGGACCAGCUAUGUUUGAAAAAGUGGACAGCAGUGCAUGAGGCAGCCAAGAUGGGCCAAAGUGACAUCAUGUCCCUGCUGUUAAGAAAUGGAGGCAGCAUUUCUCAAAGAGAUGUGUACGGAGUAACUCCUUUAGGAAUAGCUGCUGAAUAUGCACAUGCAGAUGUCUUGGAGAUUUUGAUACAUAAAGGUGGUGAUGUUAAUGCACAGUCUGAUCACGGGGAGAGUGUGUUAUUUGAUGCUGCUAGUGGAGGGAAUCCAGACUGUAUAGAGUUGCUCCUUGAGUAUGGUGCAAGUCCUAAUAUUCCCAAUUUAAGUGGACAUUUGCCAAUUCACAGAGCAGCAUAUGGAGGUCAUUAUCUGGCAGUGAAAAUUCUUAUUCCUGUUACCUCGAGAAAGGCCAUCAGAGAUAGCGGGCAAAGCCCUGUUCACUCUGCAGCAGAUGGAGGCAACGCUCAGUGCCUUGAGCUCCUCAUCGAAAAUGGGUUUGAUGUCAAUGUGGUCUUGGAGUCUCACAUUUCUGACAACUAUGAAGAUGCAAGAAGAACCCCUCUGUACUUCGCAGUUUCAAAUGGAGAUGUUACGUGCACUGAGUUGCUUUUAAAACAUGGUGCAGCAACAAACAAAGAUCCCUUAAAAUGCCUUCUGGUGGCAGUCAGAGCAAUGAGGUAUGAAAUUGUAAGGCUGCUUCUUGCAUACGGAGCAGAUAUUAACUGUUAUUUCACUAUGGUGCAUGACACCAUUUUCCCCAGCGCCAUUCAGUAUUGUUUGAAGGAUGAGAUGAUGAUGCGACUUCUGCUGAACAAUGGCUAUGAUGCUGAGAAGUGCUUUUGCUGUGACCAUGACAUAAGCUUUCUUCUGGAGUCUCAGUGGGUGUCCGUCUUUACGGAACAACGUGAGUUUUCUCUGAGCCGCAAUGAAGGAAAAAAGACACCUUUCUGCGACUUUAUCACGGUUUCCUGGAUGUCUCACUUGGCUGGAAACUUAGUGAAGAUUCUUUUGGAUUACGUCAACCAUGUUCCAAUAUGUUCUAAAUUAAAAGCAGUUCUGGGGAAGCAGAAAGAAUGGGCAGUAAUUUGUGACAUUCUUGAAAAUCCUCGACCACUGAAGCACCUGUGUCGGCUUGUGAUACGAAAACAAAUAACACUGAAAAGACUGAAGAAACCAGAGAUUGUAUCCUCAUUGCCAAUUCCAACUGUUCUACAACAUUAUAUACUAUACAGGGAGUAUGAUUUAUAUGGAAGAAGCAUUCACCUGACACAGUGAAUAUCAGGGUCUUCCUUGUCUGUCUUUGCUAUUUUUUGUGGGGGUGGAGAUGUUUUUCAGGAUCUUUUUUUCAGGAUAGGGGUCCUUGCAGUUUAUUUGAUUUCUAAGGAGGGGUAGGCUAUACAGUCAGUGCAGCAUUUGGUGUUUCUUAAAAUGAAUAUUAUUUUUACUAUUAUUUAGAAAUAAAUUGAGGGCUUGACCCUUGUGUUACAACUGCCGCUGCUGAGAGAACAAAAUUAUAUAAUAUCUGAUAUCCAUGGUGGAGGACUGGUUUGGCCACCUACAUCAAGUGAUCUGAAUGUUUGUGAUUUUAACCUGUUGAAACCUGAAAAUUGAAUAUUGAAGGUGUAUCAGUUUGGUGAACAUAGGGUAACUUGUUUGGAAAUAGAGGAUAAUGUACAUACUAAAUUGAUUUAUGUUAUUUAUAGCAAUACAUAUUAAUGCCAUUGGUAUUAGUGGGUAUUUAAUUUGAUUAAAAAGCUAUUGUGUAA
Molecule: messenger RNA, 3433 nt
Organism: Lepisosteus oculatus (spotted gar)
Lineage: Eukaryota; Metazoa; Chordata; Actinopteri; Semionotiformes; Lepisosteidae
Product: ankyrin repeat and SOCS box protein 15
Biological process (GO): positive regulation of transcription by RNA polymerase II; innate immune response; intracellular signal transduction
Cellular component (GO): cytoplasm; nucleus
Molecular function (GO): protein binding; transcription cis-regulatory region binding
Source: RefSeq, a predicted model, not a curated record